Molecule: messenger RNA, 2580 nt
Organism: Nilaparvata lugens (brown planthopper)
Lineage: Eukaryota; Metazoa; Arthropoda; Insecta; Hemiptera; Delphacidae
Product: peptide transporter 3
Exons: 6
Coding region: 262-2442 (726 amino acids)
Biological process (GO): oligopeptide transport; transmembrane transport
Cellular component (GO): membrane
Molecular function (GO): dipeptide transmembrane transporter activity
Source: RefSeq, a predicted model, not a curated record
AUAUGGUAUUUGAAUCAUAUCGUGAUAGUGUUUACAUAAUUAUUAUUCAAGGGUUAACGCUCUUAAAAGAAAACAAAAUAAUGAUGUAUAGAAACUAAAGUUUAAGGUUAUCAAUGCUAAUAAUUAAUUUAAUCAACGUUUUAUCUUUUUUCCAAAUUUACAGCAACAGUUCUCAAUUUAAUAGAAAAUACCAUUGUCAUAUAAUCAAUUUUUGUCAAGAUUGAAUGAGAAUUUAGUGGCAAGUCACUAUUGAAAGAUGACAUGGAAAUAGAAAUUUCAGAAGAAGAUGAUGUCCAGGAAGAUGAAGACUAUCCAAAAUUACAGCUGAAAUUGAUAAUGUUGAUGGAAUUUGGAGAGAAGCUAUCAUUCUGUGCUAUUAGAUCCAUAUUGGCAAUUUACUUAAGAAACUACCUGAGACUUGGAGAACGUCAAGCAACAAUAUUCUAUCACUUUUUCAUUAUGUUCAGCUAUAUUACACCAAUUUUCGGGGCCAUUAUUGCGGAUUCGUACUGGGGACGUUUCAAAACAAUAUUCUAUUUUGGAAGCGUUUAUUCAAUUGGAACAGCAUUUGUUUUCUUAUCAGCAAUCCCACUAUUGGAUAACAAUGCAUUAUUGUUGCUGAUACCAGGCCUCCUAAUGGUAGCCAUUGGCACAGGGGGCCUCAAACCAUGCAUCGCUAUUUUCGGAGGCGACCAAUUCUCCACAAUCUCCCAAAAACGAAAGUUCUACAACCACUACAUAUCGCUGUACUUUUGGUUGGUAAACCUGGGGACACUGUUCGGCAUGCUGGUGGUACCCCUGCUGAGGAACCUCCGCGCUUUCAACGAAGACUUGUGCUACAUGUACAGCUUUGCACUGCCUUCACUUGUCAUCACCCUAUCUGUGAUUCUGUUCAAAACUGGGGAGCCACUCUUCGUCAAGCCAGAACUGGAUCGAGAGGUUGUGGUUUUUGGAUUUUUCACAUGUUUUUUCCAAGCGAUCGGUGAAAAGAUUCGAAACCCUUUGGAGAAAUCGUCAAAGUUCCUCAAGAUACCUCCCCACAGAUACACCUCGAAACAAAUCAAAGAUAUGAAUGCAGUUUUAGGAAUUCUAGUAAUCUACAUCCCGUUGCCAGUGUUCUGGUGUUUGAACGUGCAACAAGCUUCCACGUGGACUUUCCAAGCUUCCCGUACCGACAACCAUCUCCUGGGUUACUACCUAGCACCAGACGAAAUCCAAAUUCUCAACCCCAUCCUUGUCCUACUCUGUGUUCCGAUCUUAGACAGCAUAGUUUACCCCGUGUUUGGGAACAAACUAGAACUGCUAGCUUCCCCGCUACACCGUAUGACCGCUGGUGGAUUCACAUCUUCAAAAUCGUUCUUCCUCGCCUCUCUGUUGGAAACAAAACUGAGAAGAUCCAACCCUUCCCCACCGAAACACAACAUCAGUUUCGUGAAUUUCAUGAACCUGCUGCCAUGCGCCAUACAAAUCCUGAACCCUUCCAACAGUGUACAGGUGCUACCACCUUACACCAACUUUCUAUUCAAUAAAAUACCCGUAAACAACGUGACAAACUACACUGUCGACAUAUUAUCACCGUACCAAUGUGGUGACAUUUCGUUCCAAAACCCACACCUUCGACUACCAAUAGAAGUGCACGAAAGAAACGCGAGUUCAGUGUUUAUUUUUGAAGAUGAACAGCUGAUUGUAUCCGCCAAAACUGUUUUCGACGACUUGGAGAAAUCACUGUACGGCAGAUCGAGGGUGAGAUUCAUCAUACUUGAGACCAAAGAUGUGUUGGGGAAGACUGAGCUGAACGUCACCACAAAAGAGACUAAAAGUGUGUUGAUAUACAACUACACAUCUAAUCCUCAAACUCGUAUAUCGGUUUCCAAUUUCAAGGAACUCACCCGCGGUAACUACAGCUACACGCUUCGUAAAACAAAUCUAGAUAACAACCAAUCGUUAAGUGAGUUAGUAACUGAUGAUUUCAGUGUGGAAGUGGGAGGUGUAUAUUCGUUAGUCAUCCAAAGAAACAAGACAGACAUAACCUACCAUAAGUUGACACUUAUGACACCGCCCAAUAAGGUCAGCCUAAUCUGGAUGUUGCCUCAGUACGGGUUUCUGUCAGUGGGCGAGGCACUUUUAGCUGAAUCGGCGAUAAGUUUCUCGAUAGCGCAAGCUCCCAAAUCGAUGAAAUCGGUGACAUUGGCCAUGUGGUAUUUGUCGAUAGCGCUAGGAAACCUGAUUGUUAUCAUUAUCACCGAGGUCAAGCCUUUCAGGAGUCAGAAAGCCGAAUUCCUAUUCUACACAAUCCUCGCCGUUUGCACAAUGACUUUAUUUAUGGCAAUAAUCGCACGAUACGAUUUAGAACCAGAAAAGCCUACAGCUCCGAAAAUUGCAACCUCAUAUUUGGCUGUUGACGGCACACCGUUGGUGUUUGGAGAAUCCUUGAAUGAAUAGAUUUCAACAAGUAUUUCAAUAAUAUUAUAUUACUGCAUCAAGAAUUCAGUAUUUUGUACGAAAAUAAACACUAUUUCACCAAAUCUUUGACGAUUUUUAAAAAAUAAUUGACCGAACGUAGUGAGGUCUAUGUUUUAA